CCCACCUGUGCCCAGCAGUGCGCCCACCUGUGCCCAGCAAUGCGCCCACCUAUGCCCAGCAGUGCGCCCACCUGUGCCCAGCAAUGCACCCACCUGUGCCCAACAGUGUGCGCCCACCUGUGCCCAGCAAUGCACCCACCUGUGCCCAACAGUGCGCCCACCUGUGCCCAGCAAUGCACCCACCAGUGCCCACCUGUGCCGCCCACCUGUGCCACCCACCAGUGCCCAUCAGUGCAGCCCAGCAGUGCUGCCAGUCAGUGCCACCAGUCAGUGCCCAGCGGUUGUGCCAGUCAUCAGUGCCACCUAUCAGUGCUGUCUAUCAGUACCCAUUAUCAGUGUCGCCUAUCAGUGCCACCUAUCUGUGACACCUCAUUAGUGCUGCCCAUCAGU
Staurois parvus is the source of this 390-nucleotide messenger RNA. Lineage: Eukaryota; Metazoa; Chordata; Amphibia; Anura; Ranidae. The record is from the annotation of a GenBank genome assembly.